AUGCGUGAUGAUAUGUUGAAUAUAAGACUAUUCUUAGUAUCCAUUUCAAGAUUCAUAUUUUUUGUUAUCUCUAUUUGUGAAGCAGGGCAUUAUACAUUUUUGAAAGAUGCAACACUAGCACCAACUUAUGCUACCUUCGACUAUAUAGUCAUCGGAGGAGGAACCUCAGGCUGUGCAUUAGCCGCAACGCUCUCUCAAAACGCCCGCGUUUUAGUUCUCGAACGUGGUGGCUCUCCUUAUGAUAAUCCAACGGCGAGUGACUUGGAAAACUUUGCUAACACACUCUUUAAUAUCACACCAAACUCGUGGUCACAGCUUUUCAUCUCCGAGGAUGGCGUUUACAACAUACGACCACGUGUCCUCGGUGGAGGCUCGGUGAUCAACGCCGGAUUCUACACACGUGCGGGAGAUGAAUACGUGGAGGAUGCUGAGUGGGAGCGCGAGGAAGUGAAAGCUGCUUACGAAUGGGUCGAGAAGAAACUUGUGUUCGAGCCACGUGUGAUGGGAUGGCAAACAGCGUUUAGAGAUGGGCUUUUGGAGGCUGGUGUGAUUCCAAACAAUAGUUUCACGUAUGAUCAUAUUUACGGGACUAAGAUCGGUGGUACGAUCUUUGACAGUGCCGGUCAUCGACACACAGCGGCGAAUCUGUUGGAGUAUGCUAACCCAGAUAAUAUUGUUGUAUACUUGCAUGCAUCUGUCCAGAAGAUUCUCUUCACCAAAACAGGCCGCCUGAGACCAAAAGCGUACGGAGUGAUGUUUCAUGACACAAAUGGAGUGCUCCACAAGGUAGAAUUAGCAAAUAACCCAAUGAAUGAAGUAAUCUUGUCGGCUGGAGCAAUAGGCAGCCCCCAACUAUUGAUGCUGAGCGGCGUGGGUCCUAUGGCUCAUCUUGCAGCUCACGGGGUUGAACCGGUGGUCUUAGAUCACCCAAUGGUUGGCAAAGGGAUGGGCGACAAUCCCAUGAAUCCCAUCUAUAUUCCUUCUCCUACACCCGGAGAAAUGUCCCUUGUACAAGCUGUUGGUAUCACUAAGUUUGAUAGUUACAUCGAAGGAUCAAAUAACAUGACCCUCUCUUUUGAUUUGACCCGUAAGUUUCUCGAUAGUGUUUUACAUGUUUUGAACAAGACAAACCGUACUACAUCGACGAAAAUCUUAACCCAACCCAUUGUAGACUUAUUAAAAUCAUUGGAUCGUGGAUUUAAAGAUAUGAAAACUGUGAAUGUGAUGUUUCAAAAAGUGGCGGGACCAGCCUCGAGGGGUCACAUGGAGCUUCGGAACAUGAAUCCAGACGAUAACCCUUCGGUGACAUUCAAUUACUAUCAAGAACCAGAGGAUUUGAACACGUGUGUCGAAGGACUUAAAACGAUUAUUAAAGUGAUAGAUUCGAAAGCCUUCUCUAAGUACAAAUACCCUGGUGUGACCGCACGUGGGCUGUUCAAGCUCAUGUUGGGCAUUCCCACUAAUCUGAGGCCGAGGCAUGUGACCUCAGUGUUCAACUUGAAGCAGUUUUGCAUCGACACUGUGGUGACUGUUUGGCAUUACCAUGGAGGUUGUCAAGUUGGAAAAGUGGUUGACAAGAAUUACAAGGUUUUAGGCGUUGAUGCUUUGAGGGUUAUCGAUGGAUCCACGUUUCUUAAGUCUCCGGGGACUAAUCCUCAAGCUACGGUUAUGAUGCUAGGAAGGUACAUGGGGCAGAAAAUUCUUAAAGAGAGGGCGGCGUUCUUCAAAAAUCAGGAAGAAGUAUGA
Messenger RNA from Eruca vesicaria subsp. sativa (arugula), 1746 nucleotides. The record is from the annotation of a GenBank genome assembly. NCBI's taxonomy places the organism in Eukaryota, Viridiplantae, Streptophyta, Magnoliopsida, Brassicales, Brassicaceae.